AUGGUUAUAUACAGGGUGACUACGGAAAACGGUAACGGCGGUGCGGUGUUAAGCGGUGACCUGACGAAAGCAAAGCACAGCAGAGCUAGCGGAACGGUUAAGGCGGACAGAAAGGGAGGAAAGGAUGACAACAUCCUAUCAGCCGAACGCGCAGUUAGGUUAAGUGUACCGGAAAGAGACAACAGUACACCCAACCACGUCGUACCUGAAAGAGAAACGAGAUUAACUACGACCUGCGUCUCCACUCAUAGAACAGAAAGGAAAUGGGACACGACAUUCUAUCAGCAGAGCGCGCAGUUAGGUCGAAUGCAUCGGACAGUGACAACAAUGCACCCUUCCUUGUCGUAUGUCGGCGGUUCGGUACGACCUGCGUUUCAACUCAUAGGACAGAAAAAGGGGGAGACAACAUCCUAUAAGCCGAACUCGCAGUUUAGGUCCAGUGCACCGGACAGAGACAACAGUGCACCUUUCCUUGUCGUGGCGGUGACGUAUCGCUGGCUAGACGGCAGGCUGGAGCUCGGCACGACUGAUUCCUUCGCUGGCAGAGGUCCCUGUUAUCUGCCACAACCCCAAGAUUCUAUGCCAUUAGAAGAAACUGGAAAUAUGGGACCAAUUGGGCCAUGGGCUACGGGAAGAGUAGAUUGGGGUCCUCUAGGUGGCUUAACUGGCACCAGACCCGUAGUGGAUAAGUAUUCUAUAGCUAGAUACAGCGAAGGUGAUUGGCGAGCACACAAUAAAGUUAUUUUGGAAAUGUCUAACGUAGAACAGCACAGAGCUAACCUCGUCGAUUGGAAUGGCCGACAAUGUCUAGAACAAUCGCAGGCGGACGUAACUGCAACCCAGGAAGACAAUACGAAGAAACUGAAUCAAAGAGAGCUAGAAAUUCAUCGAUGGAAAUGUGAACUAGAACGGGCAAUAGCAGCUGCAUCUGAAGAGAUUUAUUUUAUGGAAGAGCAAAGACGUAGAUUAAAGCAAGCCAGUUCAGUUUUAACUUGGCCUGAAUCUAUCGCUGGAGAAUGCCUAGAAAGACGUACUGGUCGAAUGGAUGCAGAACUAGUCCGCGAUGAAGUCGAAGAUGAACUAAUCAAGGAGUUAGCAUUGUGUUCGGAAAUACGAGACAUAUUCAACCGAACUCUUAAAGACGUUGAAAAACAGUUGUUAGAAGAUAAAACUGCAAAACAAAAAUUAGAAAUGGACUGGAGCGAUAAAACUGUUGCCCAUGAAAUUGACAGUAUCAACAUGGCCUUAAAUUGCGGAUCUACUAUAUUGUUAUUCAAGCCAGGCUCUGUAAUUUUUCCCGAAGGACAAUCAUCCACGGAUUAUUGGGAACAUUUUACCAGAGAGACCUUACUAGAGGGGGAAGCAACCAGACAGCGUUCAGUUACUCUUAGGGGUACCCUGGAUGCAAUUUUAAAUAACGCUGCGAGAGAUUUACGAACUCAAGCCGAUAAAGUGGAACUGGCUCUAGCAAAACGCAUUGCUUGCACUGAAGAAGUUACAAAAAAAUUGGAAUAUGAAUUGUUACAGGUUCUUCGAAGACUAGCAGAUGUCGAGGACCUGAUGAAAGAUUUAAGAGCUGCAAUUAGAAGAAUGGAUACACCAAUGAAAAAGGCCCAAACGAGAUUAGAUAACCGUUUAUUAAGACCCAGAGUUGAAAAUUGUCGAGAUGUGGCUCAUUUCGGGUACAGUAUUUUUAUUCACUAUGUAUAUAUUAAAUCAAACCCUAUAAAAGUCUUCCUUGUGUCAAAUAUAAUGCAUCUUUGUUUUAUUUCUUUAUCGGGCCGUUUUAUGUACAGCGUUGGCGCAUGA
This is a messenger RNA of Anoplophora glabripennis (Asian longhorned beetle), 1809 nucleotides long. Its product is annotated as tektin-4. The transcript has 8 exons. Gene Ontology annotation, biological process: cilium assembly; cilium movement involved in cell motility. The record is from RefSeq and is a predicted model, not a curated record. NCBI's taxonomy places the organism in Eukaryota, Metazoa, Arthropoda, Insecta, Coleoptera, Cerambycidae. Bases 1 to 1809 code for a protein of 602 amino acids. Gene Ontology annotation, cellular component: nucleus; microtubule cytoskeleton.